Messenger RNA from Letharia columbiana, 801 nucleotides. RefSeq lists its product as uncharacterized. Gene Ontology annotation, molecular function: chorismate mutase activity. Bases 1 to 801 code for a protein of 266 amino acids. The transcript is spliced from 3 exons. NCBI's taxonomy places the organism in Eukaryota, Fungi, Ascomycota, Lecanoromycetes, Lecanorales, Parmeliaceae. Gene Ontology annotation, biological process: chorismate metabolic process; aromatic amino acid biosynthetic process. Gene Ontology annotation, cellular component: cytoplasm. The record is from RefSeq and is a predicted model, not a curated record.
AUGGAUACCGCAAUUGAUCUUUCGGAUGCUUCGAAGGCACUCGAUCUGGCAAAUAUACGCUUUCAAUUGAUUCGCCUAGAGGACACCAUAACGUUCCAUCUCAUAGAACGUGUUCAGUUUCCUUUAAGUCCAACCAUCUACCAGCCGGGCGGGGUCAAGAUCCCCGGUAGUCCUCUCAGCUUGUUUGACUGGAUGCUCAGAGAACAAGAGCGCUUGCAGUCACUCAUCCGCCGCUAUGAAUCUCCGGACGAGUACCCUUUCUUCCCUGAUGCAACUCAAACACCCAUUCUGCAGCCCUUAGAUUACCCUAGGAUUUUGCAUCCCAACAAUGUUGAUGUCAAUCAGACCAUCAAGAAGAAGUACAUUGAGGUGGUUCUGCCCAGAGUGUGUAGAGAAUUUGGGAGAGAAGACCGCGGCGAGAAGCAAGAGAACUAUGGAUCUGCUGCGACAUGUGAUGUGGCAUGUCUGCAAGCCUUGUCGCGGAGGAUUCACUUUGGGAAGUUCGUAGCCGAAUCGAAAUUCCAACAGGAAACGGAGAGAUUUGUAAAGUUGAUACAUGAAGAGGACCGUGAGGGAAUUGAUGCAGCUAUCACUAAUGCCAAGGUCGAGAAGAAAGUGUUGGAACGACUCGGGCUGAAGGCGAGGACAUAUGGGACAGAUCCAAGUAUAGGUGCUGAGGGUGGGGGGAAAAUCAAUGUGGAUGCCGUGGUUGCGAUGUACGAGGAAACCGUGAUACCAUUGACUAAGGUAGUGGAGGUGGAAUACCUUAUGCAGCGGCUCAAAGGAACAGAAUGGGAGUAG